Messenger RNA from Baudoinia panamericana UAMH 10762, 956 nucleotides. RefSeq lists its product as uncharacterized. Gene Ontology annotation, biological process: L-phenylalanine catabolic process; glutathione metabolic process. The transcript has a single exon. Lineage: Eukaryota; Fungi; Ascomycota; Dothideomycetes; Mycosphaerellales; Teratosphaeriaceae. The coding region runs from base 114 to 788 and encodes 224 amino acids. Gene Ontology annotation, cellular component: mitochondrion; cytoplasm. Gene Ontology annotation, molecular function: maleylacetoacetate isomerase activity; glutathione transferase activity. The record is from RefSeq and is a predicted model, not a curated record.
GCGAAUCCAGGUACGACAUUUACAAGCUCAGCGGUAUGGGUAGGAUGAUAUGACAGCUCACAAUCUGUAGCAGUAUACCGCCCUUGAGUGAUCAGACAUAGCCAGUCAGUGUGAUGGCGCCCGAAUACACGCUGCACACCUACUUUCGCUCCUCUUGUUCAGCACGAGUGCGGAUCGCCGCCGCAUACAAAGGCAUAACACUCCACUAUCAGUACGUCAACUUACUGGAGAAUGAACAGAAGGCUGAAGGGUACAAGAGCGUCAACACCUCAGAGACGGUCCCGACUCUUGUGGUGAAAGACAACACCGUCACCAACAUCAUUCAGCAGUCCAUCGCAAUUCUGGAAUAUCUCGAAGACAGUCGACCCGAGCUUCCCGCGCUACUACCAAUUGACCGCAUCGAACGUGCGCAAGUCCGAGCUCUCGUGCAUAUCAUCGCCUGCGACGUGCAGCCGGUGACCAACCUGAAAGUGUUGCAAAGGGUCCGCGCCCUCGGACAAGAUGGUGCAUCGUGGCAGCGAGACUUCAUGUCUGCUGGCCUAGACGCAUACGAGCAGUUACUUGUUCGCCAACACCAGGUCAGCGCGCGAUAUUCAAUGGGCGAUUUUGUCUCAAUGGCGGAUGUCGUGCUUGCGCCAGCUGUUGACGGAGCUCUGCGUUUCGGUGUCGAAAUUGACCGCUUCCCACGCAUCAAGUCGAUCUAUGCGGAACUGCAACGGCUUGAAGCUUUCCGUGCAGGGUCUUGGAGAAUGCAGCCGGAUACGCCGAGAGAACUCAGAGAGCAAUGAGUACUUCACCGUACAGCGGAAGCUCACGGGUUUGCGAGUAGCAUUUCAUACGCAUUGAGGUUGUUAUUGGCUAGUGAGAUCUGGUCCUUCCCAUGCAUUUCACACUCUAUAGCCACUGUUAAGACGUAAUGCUGAUCUUCAGAUGGAAGCGGACCGAUGGUGAAGACA